AUGGGAGGAAGUUGCAGCUGCUUGUCUUAAGACUAGAGAGACUAAAACUAAUCCUAUAUGGAUUCAACUAGAAAUAACUCAAGAAUGAGCAAGAAUCUUGAGUCUCAGAUGAAACCAUAACCACAUCCGACCAAGAGCAAAGAAUUAGUAGGAGGAAUUAAUUCAAUGUCAAAUCAGAGUUUAAACUCAACGAAUUUGGGUUCAAAUGACAAUGGCUAUGAAAUGGGAGGGAGUCUGAGCUAUGGAAACAACACCUACUAGAACAAGUUGGCUGAUUAUGUCAAGAAAGGUGAUGAUGUGCAUGCAAAUGAUACCAAUCAGAACAAAUCCAAUUAGAAUUAUUCUGCUCAGGGCUACAAUUCCAGGUCAUCUGUCAAAAAAGACCUAGAAAUUUAGAUUCCACAGGAUGAAUACCAGGGCUAAAUUAAAAACGAGGAGUAUGAAGAUGAUUAAUCUGAAAUUCAAAGGAUAGUCACACCAUCUGGGUAAUCAGAUGACACUGAGAUGAACCGAAUGGGUGAUAAUUAGUCAAUGUAUUCACAUGACACUGAGCUUAGAAGGAUCGACAAUGCUUCGCAGUCUGAUAGAUCUGGCACAAUUAUCAAUAGAAUCCCUUAAGGUUCAACCAGAUCUUAAUUCACAGACACAAGCAUGGUGAGAGUUGUCGAAGAUGAUGAAGAUGAUUAAGAGUCUAAUUAUUUGAGAAAACUAGAAAGCAAUAAUUAGGGCAAAGAUCACUCAAGACAAUAUGCUUAGUCCAUUAACUAAAAAGUCUUCCCUUAAACUACAACUAUGAAAGAUAAUUCAAAUAAAUUUGGAGGAAAAUAGAGAAAACUUACAAAUGAGGAUAGUGAUGGUAUAAAAGUGGAUGAUGGAAUGGAUUUUAAUAAUGGCUAAUCAGACAUUGGUUCUUAAUUUGAUUAAUUGAGAGAUGCUAAUGGAUCAAUGGAAAGCUAUGAGAGAGGAUCUUCAUAUUUCAAGAAGGGAGACUUGAAUAGCAAACUCAACAAGAUAGCAAACUAGUAAAAUAACAACGAUGACUAGUAUUACAACCAAAACUAUAUGGAUGGAAAAGAUUCAAUGUAGAGUGAAAUGAAUAAUCAUCCUGCAGUCUUGAACAAGAAGGUUAAUUACGAAGAUCUUGAUAGCAACUAUCAAUCGCAGAGAAACACUUUAAAAGUUGAUUCUUACCUUAAUACUGAGGCGCUUGAUGAAGAUGGGGAUAAUAGUCAGUACUCAAAGAAUAGGAAUAUUAAAGGCAAUGUAAAUAAUAAGUAUAAUAGAUCAGACAGUAGAGACAGUUAUUGA
Molecule: messenger RNA, 1308 nt
Organism: Stylonychia lemnae
Lineage: Eukaryota; Ciliophora; Spirotrichea; Sporadotrichida; Oxytrichidae
Source: the annotation of a GenBank genome assembly